CAGAGUAGCUAGCUAGGUUGUCACCGAUCACCUAGUGUGGUGGACUCGACGACGAUGGCGGUAAGGCUGACGCUGGUGGCGGCGCUGCUGUGCGCGGCGGCGGCGGCGGCGGCGGCGGCGCAGCAGGCGAGCAACGUGCGCGCGACGUACCACUACUACCGGCCGGCGCAGAACAACUGGGACCUGGGCGCGCCGGCGGUGAGCGCCUACACCUUUUUAAGUUUGAAGCUUGCCGCUUACACCUUUUUUCGAGAGUUUAUAGAAAUAAAAUGGGCCAGCCCAAGUAAGAGCGCCGUCAGCGCUAAUAUGCAGGGAUAGGCAGGGUAUGUUCCUUGGUGCCUCCGCAGUUAUCUUCGAAGGGUUGCUUGAUCCAACUAUUCUAGAAGCCCAGGCGUGUAACGAAGCUCUUGGUCUUGCUGCGGAUCUUCAUGUUCAUUUCGUGUGCGUUGCAUCGGACUGUCUCGAGGUGAUUUCAAAUAUUAAUAAUGGUGCCCCUUGCCGUUAUUUUGCUCUUUUAGAGGAGAUCAAGCACAGAAGACGCUCUAUCCAGGAUAUUCAGUUCGUGCAUGAGAAUAGAAAGCAUAAUGAGGAAGCCCAUGCCUUAGCUAAGGCGGCUGCUUCUCUCCCACCCAGGCGGCAUGUGUGGCUUACUGAUUUGCCCAAUAUCAUUUGUAUCACUAUGUGUUUGAACAUUGAAUAAAGGAUACA
Triticum aestivum (bread wheat) is the source of this 708-nucleotide messenger RNA. Its product is annotated as wheatwin-2-like. Lineage: Eukaryota; Viridiplantae; Streptophyta; Magnoliopsida; Poales; Poaceae. The record is from RefSeq and is a predicted model, not a curated record. Gene Ontology annotation, biological process: defense response to fungus; defense response to bacterium. Bases 55 to 318 code for a protein of 87 amino acids. The transcript has a single exon.